Prorocentrum cordatum is the source of this 961-nucleotide messenger RNA. NCBI's taxonomy places the organism in Eukaryota, Dinophyceae, Prorocentrales, Prorocentraceae. The record is from the annotation of a GenBank genome assembly.
CCCAUCAUCCUCAUCGCGGCCUGACUAUCCUGGCGACACGAGCUGCCACGCGUGACGGCCUGGCCUCCCGUUCCCCCUGGAACAGUCGCCGCCCAGAAUGCUGGGCUGGCACGACGGCGGGACUUGCUGCAGGCAGCUGAAUAAUUGCGUAUCUUGCGGCAAAGCGUCAACAUAUAGGUCACACGCAAAAAACGCCUGCAAUCCGGCAGAGAUACUCACGUUGUGUGACGAUGGUGCCCCCCCCCCAGUGAGACCACCCCCCCGAAGCCAACAUUCAUCUUCUCAGCAUGCCUCAGAGCACCGAUGACGUUCAGGAUCCUGGAACCUAGCCCGUCGGUGGCAUCAUGGACAUACAACGUUCCGGUACCUCUAACACCAAGGCGGAUGGGACAAGCAACCCUCCUCGCGCCCUCUGGAAAGAAGGCCUGCACCUCGUCGGGGGUCACGCGUACCUCGAACUCGUCGUCGUCGCGCUCCUCCUGUUGGAGGCCUGGAUCAGAAUAGAAAGAAUAUUACCACCAUGGAAGCCAGAGUGUUGGAAACCAGAAUAUUUGAAGCCAAAGGGCCCUUCAUCCUCGUUCGGUCACCUUGGAAGCAAGAGUAUCAUCAUUAUCACCGAGAUCGGGAUCUUCUUCCCUCGGUGGAGGCACGCCGCCGAUAUUGGUGUUGAUGUCAACCUCGAGGCCUGCGAGCUCCUCCUGAUCAUCAAAGGGCGCGGUCUCUGGAUAGAGGGCCUGCCACACGGGCGCCUGGGGUGGCGGCGUGCGAAGGGAACGCGCCGGAGUCGCCCGUAGCACGCACCAACGAUCAGCGCGGGAAGCGCAGCCGCCCGCAUGACAGAGACGACGCGAAUCGAAGAUGCUUUGCGCAUGGGUCAAUGGCUGAGCCAGGGCUUGAGCCAGGUAAAAAUCUCACAUGUCGCUUGGGCUUCUUGCCCCCCUGGAACCGACUGACGCCCGCG